CUUUACUCAGUAGUAGCAAGUAUGGUUUUGUUUGGAGGGGAGAGUUGCUGCCACCACGUAAAGAAUUAAUAUAAAUAGUCUGUAUGGAGGUAAAUAAAUGAGAUAUAUAUUUUCAGUGACUAAACAACUACUAACCCACCCGUGAGGCAGUCGACAGUUUCAAUUAAAUGUCAGGACCUUAAGAAAUCACUAAAGAUGCCGCUCUUUGGAAACACAUUCAGCCCAAAGAAGAUUCCACCUCGCAAAUCUGCAUCUUUGUCCAGCCUUCAUACGUUGGAUCGUUCAACAAGAGAAGUCGAGCUGGGCCUUGAGUAUGGACCUCCUGCGAUGAACCUUGGAGGUCAAAGUUGGAAAUUUGAAGAUGGACAGUGGAUAUCAGAAUCUGGUGGGAAUGCAUCUGGUAGAGAACUACAGCGGCUUAAGAAAAGAAAUGUACAACUGGAGGAAGAGAACAAUCUGCUGAAACUGAAGAUUGACAUUCUUUUGGACAUGUUGACAGAGACUACUGUUGAGUACCACCUGAUAGAGAAAGAAGUGGAAGAUAUAAAGAGUCAACAUCGGAGGAAGAAAUGACAAAUCAGACCUGAUGUCUUCAUCAUGAGAAGUGUUCUUCACUUCAUUCACAGAAACUCAGAAAAAAAAUAUGCAUUACCUUGUGUUUUUGUUUUCUUUGCUCAUUAUUUAAGUGACUGUAUUUUUUGCAUAAUGUGCUGUAGGUUUUGACUCUGCUUAUAUUUAAUUAGAAAAGCAGGUUAAUUAGAUAUCUCAGAUAUCGACUCUUUUUUAUUUCUUCUGUCCUGCAUUUGUGUCUGUAAAUCUGUGAACAUCUUUGUUCAAUACACAACAUAAUUACUACAUCUUUUACAUUUAUAUGGCAAAAAUUGGCCAACAUUUUCUUCAAAGGUUUUUGUAUUUACUGUAUUUUCUACUUAGAUUAAAAUGAAAUCAAUCAUUGGGA
Molecule: messenger RNA, 958 nt
Organism: Centropristis striata (black sea bass)
Lineage: Eukaryota; Metazoa; Chordata; Actinopteri; Perciformes; Serranidae
Gene: cby1
Product: chibby homolog 1 (Drosophila)
Exons: 5
Coding region: 196-573 (125 amino acids)
Source: RefSeq, a predicted model, not a curated record